Protopolystoma xenopodis is the source of this 141-nucleotide messenger RNA. Lineage: Eukaryota; Metazoa; Platyhelminthes; Monogenea; Polystomatidea; Polystomatidae. The record is from the annotation of a GenBank genome assembly.
AUGUCUCUUUCAUGUACAAAUAAUGAAGUUGCUGAGCAGGCAAAUGAAAUGCGCCACGUUCAAAUGCGUCUUGAAAAAGCUACUGACUUGAUCCAGACCCUUUGUGAUCGAUUAUCAGAUCUUUCUGAAGAGGUAGGUUGA